AUGUUGAAACUUCAAAGUGAACUGGACAAAUUCAAGCAGGUUUUUAAAAGCUCAAAAGGUAAAAUCUUGGACUGAUAAGGAUCAAAUCCUACCGUAGAUAGUUAUAGUACAGGGGAUCCUACGUACCAAACACAGCCAACGAGUGAAGUUGUACGUCAUGAAAAAAAAAAAAACAACAACAACAAAUAAACAAACAAACAAAAACAAAAUUUGAGGAAAAACUUUUGUUGAUUUGUAGUUGUUGGGUGGAUUAGGAGUUGUAUGGUGAUAUGUACCUUUCCAUGUUGUGAACAUGAUUCAUUACCUGCCUGUGUUUUGUGCUGUUCAUGUAUAUGUUACAGUUACAGGUCAAAAUUAUACAUCCGUCAAUUCCACCUGUUCCCAGCCUGAUUGACUGAUGCAUUAAUUUAUAAGUAUAUAUAAGUUCAGGUUAAAAAUUUUUAACCUAGAUUGAUUCUCAGGUUAAAAAUUUUUAACCUAGAUUGAUUCUCAAUUAAAACGCAAGAAAUUCGAAAUUUUGUUUUUUGCCUUUUAUCUCCCAAUCACUUAGGCAUGACGCGUACUGUCCUAUUAAACUGUCCAAUUAAGGCUGAAAUCAGGGCAGUUGACAGCCAAUCAGAUUUGACAAUUUUGUUAUAGUUAUGAUUAUUCAUGAAAUAGGGCUAGGAUACAAAGGAAUUGAGAAUCAACCCAAGUUAAAUAAUUUUAAACUGAAUUUUAUUUUGACCUGUAACAUAUAUAAACUAGUUUUGUUAUCAUACAGAGUCUCAGAACUGGAUAAAGAGUGAACAAGUGUGUAGAUGUACUGACCAAGAGUUUGAUGAUCUACUGAGUUCUCUUACAGCUGUUGUAAGUUUCUAAGUAGCAGUAUAGAGCACUGUUUAUAGCAUACCACCUCCCAUUUUGCACUUACCUGUCAACUCUCAAGCAUUGUGCAUGAGUCCUUGGAUAAAUAUUAUUUUGCUUCAACACAUAAAAUAUUGAAAAAAAAUGCUUAAUGUUGACUUUGUGGCCUAACCGUAUCACAACACGCUAAAAUUGUCACCUAUUAAAUGGCUUCAGAAAUGCCCAAAGGUCAUCAGAACAUCUUCAAAUAUUUUUAACAAGGUUCCAAAGUCUUCGAAGAAUCAUCCAAAAUCUUUGGAAGUCGCUGGGACAUUUUCAGAAAUCCCGGUCGUGACAAGAUAAAAUCUCAGACAUUUGACUCAGAAAAAGUUGACAGGACUAUAGAACACCAGCCUUUUAAGUGGAAGGUCUCGGAUUUGAACUACAGCUGGACCAUCAAGCAGGGUCUAUAAAACCUAAUAAGAUGAUGCUGGCUGUGAUUUAAGUCCUUGGCUCAGUGUCGCAGUCUGGUAACAUGAAGCUAUUGGGGUUUACUCUUGACAUUUUAAAUUCUCCUUUACUUCACAAGAAAAUACAAGGCAAUUAAUUAAAGGAGAAUUCAGAAGCUUAUCAUAAGCCCUUUGGUAGCUGCAUUAAUUUGACCCUGAAGAUGACUACCGCACAGGUUGUCGAAAUGUCAGUCACUGUCAACAACAAAAAUCCUAUCCAGGACUACGAUCACCCGGAUGGUCAUACUCAACCUACUUAGGAAAUGACUCCUGGGUUCAAUCCUUUUGCAGUUUUAGGGUAAAAAGGAGCAGUUUGACUUUACCAUUCCCAGAUUUGAAUUUUGUUGUUAAUUAAUUAAUUAUUUAUUCAUUUUUUUUGUAGGAACUUGAGGCUACCACUCUUAUUCUUCAAAGGCACAUUGAUUUAGAGCAACAAAUUUGGAAAUGUUUAGAUAAUCUAAAAACAGUGCAGAGGUAUAUUAAGCAAAAAUAUGUUAAUACCUGUACUUUUUUCUUAUAAUAAAAUAUUAAUAAUUAGAUAUUAACCCUUUUAGCCCCAGUAUUCACAAGCAAAUUCUCCAAACUGAUCUCCAUACAUUUCCUUAAAGAAUGAGUUGAGAGAAUUUGAUAAACGAUCAAGGCAUUUUUACUUGGGUGAUCAUUUUAUUAAUUCUCAUAACUUAUCUGUUGACAAUGUAUGGAUAUUGUUAGGAGAAAAUUCAUCUUGGUCACUAUUGGGACUUAAAAGGUUAAUUAUAAUGCCUUUCUUUACCCUCGGCAGUUUAAUAGCACAAAGGCUAGUGGGGCUGAGCAAACAACUCUGGCAAAAAAAAAAAAUGAAAUAAACAUAAUAGGGUUAAAACCUCCCUCUGGCUGGGCAAACCACUUGGCUGUGUUAUAAGCGUGAUCAAGGAUUCGACCUUAGGACUACUGAGAAGAAAACCAGCUACAGCUGUAGUUGUCAGGGUGGAACGUUAACUCAGGGCCUCCAAUUAUUAUGGAAGUCCAGUGCUCUAACUGCUCACUACACUGCCUUCCUCUCGCUGAGAAUAGUGGAAUUUUUGUUUUAUCUUGUUGUAAAUAUUUAUUCCACUGUAAAUUGAUUUUAUUAGUGGAUGGGAAGGAAAGACCAUUGAUGUCACUGAAAAACUUAUUGCAAGUCAGACCAAGGUAGCAAGACUCAGAAGCAGACUACUACGUUGUAUCACUCAGGUAACAAAAACGUGCUUGGAACCUGCAUGACUUGUUUAAGGAGCUGCGUCAUGAAGUUUUCCAAAAUUCAGACAUGGGGAACUGCCACCAAACUGAGUGAAACAUAAAAAUAACUGCUUUAAACAUUAAUAGUGACCAACAGCAAUUUUCUCCUAAUAAUAUCCAUACAUUGUCAAGAGAUAAGGUUAUGAGAAUUAAUAGAAUGAUCACCCAAGGGAAAAUGCCUUGAUCUUUUAUCAAAUUCUUUCAAGUAAUUCCUAAGAAAAUCUAUGGAGAUCAGUUUGGAGAAUUUGUAUGUGGAUAUUGGGGCUUAAAGGGUUAAGAAGACUGAAGUGGAUUGCAAUAGACCUCUUUAGCUUGUAUGUUAUGUUUUCCCAAUAUAAGCCAUGUAAUAAUACUCUAGAGAACUGUUUCUUUCAAAUUAAAAUUUUUCAUCAGUAUUGGUGUCAAGGCCAAUGUUGUAGCUAAUUUGACCAAAAACUUGGUCAAGAAAGAAUAAUAUAUAUUUCAGUAAUGGUGAGAAGAACAUUAUUUUUUGAAAGAGCAAAGUGAGUAAUGGAGAAAUAGCUCGAUCUUUUCAGCUAGAGUUGUCAGUAACAUUUAUUUUAAAGACUAGAGUCAUUUUAAUCGUUUUCUGAAUAUUGUUUUGUUAUCAUGUCUUCCAGCAACUUCACAAGAAUGGAUCGAUGACAAUGAAUCUCCCAGCUUGGUCAGGAAUAGAUGUUGAUAAUAAACAGAAAUUGGAAAAUCCUCUUGAAACAGAAAAAACAGAACAAGGCAUAAACAUAAAAGAUCAGCCAGGUCCUGCUAAAGAAAAUCCAGUUGAGGCCACAAAGCGAGCAUUUGUCGAGCCUGAGGAUUUAACAUAUUCAAAUGUUGGAGAGGUACAAGAGCUAAAGGCUGCGCAAUCUAACCAAGUGCCGCAAGAUUACAGUGUGUCACCUCACAAGGAAGAGCCAGUGGCCAUGGAGAAUGGUGAUAAAGAAAGCAAUGUUUAUGAAACUCUGUGUCCAGUGCAAACUGGACCCUCGCAGCUAGUUCCACCUACAAAACCACUUCCCUAUUCAUUGUCAAAGAAGUCAAACAGCACCUCUGGUGAUGAUGGUAGCGUGAGACAAACUCAAAAGGUACCAAGCAUGUUUUUCAUUGUAAAAAAUUUCAAUGGUACCUUUUUUAAAAUUAUGUGUCUGUCCACCUUGUUUACAUCUAAGAACAUGGUCUUCAGGUGAAUUGCAAUAUUGCUACUGAUUACUUGCCAAAUUGAAGCGUGUAGAAUUUUUACUUUGCCUGCCCUGUAAUGCAUAUGAACUCAUGUAAGCACGGUAAUUAUUGUUCUGCUGCUCAAUAGAUCUGCUACAAAGGUGACAUCAUUAUUAUUGCACAACACAAAAUUACCAUAAACAAGACAACAUUUUAAACAGCUGACUUUUUGGAUCAGUUAAACUACACAAUAAUUUUUUUUUAAAAAAUUGUACAAAAAAAAAAUUGUUCUGCUGCUCAAUUUAUCUGCUACAAAGGUAACAUCAUUAUUACUGCACAACACAAAAUUACCAUAAACAAGACAACAUUUUAAACAGCUGACUCUUUGGAUCAGUUAAACUACACACUAAUUUUUUUAAAAAAAAUUGUACAGUUUUAAUUAAUGUGUAUAAAAUGCAAUCUAUUUAAGUAAAAUAAACAGCCAGGGAAUCCUUAAAGAAAUUUCAUCGUUUGUUACAGCAGGAUUUGCCAUUGGAAAAUGAAAUAUAUUCAAGCACAUCCAUGGCUUUCAGCACAUUACUGAUUAAGAAGAAAAAGACCUUGAUGCUUAUUCUUAACUGUUUUUUAGUUUAAAAUAGAAAAAAAAAGGUAUUAUUUCCCUUGAUAUGUUUUUUUGUUCAUUCAAACAGGAUGAAAAAUCGACAGCGGAUGCUGAGCAAGUAGAUGAGGAAGAUGCCUGGGUCGUAGAGAACCACCACAUACAGGACUGGGAUCCUGUGAGUACAUACAUGUAUAUCAAAACACUCCUGACAAAAUACUUUAACAAAUGGAACCAUGAUUGAAAUAGCUAUAUCCUCUGGACCAACAUAACAUAUUAGACCAAGAGUUGAUUUACGUCAUUCAUACCACUUGAUAUAAUUUUUGCAUAUUUGGUAUAAUUAUUUUGUUUUCAGCAAAGUAUGAUAAUUGUAUUUGUAUAGGUAAUAGCAUGAUUUGUAGGUGAUAUUUGGCAUAAAUACCACGAGUGAUAUUUCAAAAUUGUUAUACGUAAUUUGAGACAAUUUUGAAAUAUCACAAGUGGUAUUUAUGCCAAAUAUCACCUACAAAUCAUGCUAUUAUUUGUUUAUACUACUACCGACAAAAGGCUUGUAAUUUUCACAUGUAGGUAUUUCAAAUUAAGCUGAAAUACCACUGCUCUAAGCCAAUCAAAUUGCAGAAAUUUCUCAUGUAGUAGUAUCAGAACUUGAAAUCUGCUUCGAAUUUUGGUUUUUGUCUGUUUUAGCGUUGAAUAUACAUGUACAAAGGUGUAUUAAUUAUAAUAUUUUUUUAUGUUUGCUGUGUUCUUCUUUCACAGACACCUGUUCUGGAAGAUUUAUUUGGGAAUGUACACCCUUUGCCUACUCCGUUUGUUGUAAGUGCAUCAGUCUUAAUGUGAUUAAUUUAUUAUAAUACAGGUCUACUUUUCUGCUAUAAAUCAAUGAGUGCUUACCAUUUGUAUGGAAAUCAGGUUAUCCCUCGGAAAAUUCAAAUGGAACAGCUCAUCUCGAUAUUACCCUUUCCCGAUUUUACCAAAAGGACCAGAAUUUUCUGUACCAUUUGUUUGGAUUACCUGUGCCAGGCUUCAUGUUGAGAGAAAUGGACAAAUUUACUGGUAUUUUGUUACUGAUACAACUCAAUCCCAUUCCCGUUUUCGAGGCCAAAAAAAUAACAGUACAUGUACCUUACGACAGAAACAUUUUAAUAGAAAGUUCCAUUAAAAUGGUAAGUGCUCAGUGUCUACUGCUGUGUCUGCUUCAUACAUACAUCAGUGUGUGUUUACACCUUGAUAAUUUGAUUGCCCUUUCAGCCAGCUACUGAACCCAAGGUUGAUAGUAUUCGUAUGGCUGGAUACAUGGAGAAGCUACCAGUUAAAAGUAAUCAGAAAAAGGUAUAUGCAGUAAUGAAAAACCCUGCCAUGAGUAUAGUUCACUGAUCCCACAGCCCCAUCCCCCGUCUGAUCCUCCGUCUCUGCAAGGGACGUCUUCACCAGGAGAGAUGUCUACACCUUGACGACAGGAAUUUCAUACUGACGACAUAAAUCAAUGUUUAUGUAAUAAAUUCACUGGCCUGAUUGCAAAAUGUACUAUCUCCACGCUAUCAGAUGCAACUUUCUUUGCACGACCCCCCCAUGCUGUAAAUUACUUCACUGAUACAUGUAUCCUAAUAGAUAUCUGUCGAUUUUAUCUCUCAGGGUACACUAAUUAGGAGCUGGAAAAAACGUCAUUUUAAGGCUCUCAAAGGAAAGCUGUACUAUUAUGAGGUACCCACAUUUUAUAAAAAAUCUCACUCAAGUUACAAAUGCAGUUAUGUCAUGAAUAAGGCUAAAGCUGUUUCUUUAUGUCUUUCUUUGUUUUUAAAACAGGAUCAUCGUGUUUUAGAACCAUUAGGAUUUAUAAACCUGAUCAACUGUUCGGUAAGAUGAAUUUACCCUUUAACUGAUCCACUUGCAAAUUCCCCAGGCUGAAUCAAUAUAUUUCUUAUAAAAUUAAUGGAUGUUUUUAGUAGAUAAUUAUGUGAGCUGAGUUUGCUAUUGGUUCUCUCCCAUGCUCCGAGAGGUUUUUCUUGGGGUACCCUGGUUUUCCCUUAUUCUCAAAAACCAACACUUCCAAAUUCCAAUUCGAUCUGGAAAGCAUGGACGUGACACGUUUAAACUUGUUCAUAAGAACUCCCAAGUGCUUUGUUAGUAAACAAAUUAUUGUUAAAAGAUCAAAGUAUUUUCUCCUUAAUGACUGUGAUCAUUUUAUUUAUUCAACCUUUUUCGUGAGUAUGUAUUGAUAUUGUUUGGAGAAAUUUGAUGUUGUUCACCCCUGGGACUUAAAAGGUGAACCUUUUUUGUUUGUUAGACUAAAGUACUUCAUAUAAGCUAGAUAUGCAUUUUAUAAAUGGCCGAAGUUAAAAGUUGACUGGUUUUGUGUCAUCAGGUCAAAGUUGAAGAUAAGUUGCUGGAUGUUGCGGAAGAGGUGAGUAAACAAACUCUCUGCUAGCGUAACUCUACUCUCCUCUCCCUCGCAGCUGUUUUUGUCUUGUCACACAACACUUCUCCUUGGAGAGAGCAUUGCGUGACAAGACAAAAACUGCUGUCUGGGACACUAGCCUGACCCAGUCUCUGUGGCUGGUAUUGUUUAUUUAUGCCUCUGUAGAUUAGCUAAUGUUACGUUCAUGGCGUUGUUACAUGUAUGUGACCUAGUGUUUACUGACUGUAUUUCAAGGGUGUGAAAGGGAAGUCAGUGAAGCUGAGAUGUGCUUCGGUUAAGGAAGCAGAAGACUGGAAAGAAGCUCUUGAAGCUGAGUCAGCAGCAUCUGUGGAUAGCAGCACUGUUCCAGAAGAAUCUUCAGCAACUGAGGUACUUAUGAAAAUAAGCCUGGGCAUUUUAGUAGUUUUGCAAACAUGUUGGUUUUGGUUUCCUACGUGAUUGGAUGGAGAAUUUCGUGCUACUUUUUCAACCAGUCUACAAAUAGCGUGGUCGUUUUCGCGCGCCUGGCGGUUGUUGCCUGUACUGCGUGAGUAGAUGCGAUUUGACAGUGUCCUAUUUCGACCUUUCUCCCAGGGACAAAAGACUGUGUAGCCAGUUGUUCCUUGAUUCGUUUCUAAAAGCCGAUCACAACAUUCUUCUUUUACACUUGAAUUAGGUCCGUGUUUCACUGUUUGUCACCGGCAAACAAUGUAUGAAUGUGACAGCUAGAGAUAUAGAAUUUACCUACAUGCCCUUUGGCAAGCAGAAAAUACAUGUAUGAAUGCAUUACUGUUAGUAACAGUUAAAGAAAUUUCCUCUAAAUUUCAGGGCUUGACGAUCAUUAUUGACUUGGGUUCAAGUUCAGUCAAGGCUGGGUUUGCUCAGGAAAAUCGUAUGGCUUUAUUUAUAUAAAUAUUUAUUCACUUUUAUAUUUUCAAUAACCAUUUUGUUUUCAGCAACUUACUCUUGCAAACUAAGGAUAUAGCUCGUGCUAAAACAGUGUUCACAUGGGCUCUUGAAAAAUGGCCCGAGACGCAACGUCUUGUAUAAAAUAAGGUAAUAACGCGUUACAAAAUACCGUGCCAAACAUGCUCGGUUGAUAAAAGAGUUUAUUACAUCACUGAUCAACUAGAAAAACGGGUGGGGAUAAUUCAUGAUGCCUGACAGGAAAGUAGAGCAGGAACAAACUGAAGAAUUUUGUGCGAUGAUUUUUCCUAACAACUAAUUCGUCUUUCUUUCUGUCUCUUUUGUUCAUGUGCUUUUUGCUUAGCUUGGCCUCAAGUGAUAUUCCCAUGUGUCAUUGCUAUGGAUAAAGAGAAUCCGUAAGUUUUCAUUCACUCUCCAAGGUUUAUGGACGUUCCUGUAUUCAUUGUUUUUUCUUCGCAAGUACCCCGUUGUUUGUUAGUGGGCACCUUCCAUGAGGCAAGACCAGUUAAUUCAUAGAUAGAGUACUGUCCUGCUACUUAAUGGUAUACACCGUAGUCAUGGGUUUUGAGUAAAAAGUAUAGAAAGCAGCCUGUUUUGUUUUCAAACCGACCUGUUCGGACCGUUGAAGGCAAGUUUGAAGUGGGCGUAGACCUUGGAGUGCGAGACACACGCGAUAGGGGAAGACACGUGUCUCGUACUCCACGUGCGCUUCAAGCUUUGCUUCGCUUGUCUGAAAAACGCGAUAAUAUAACGCCUUUCCUGCAUGCAGGCUAACUUUUGUUAAGCGUCCUUACUUUGUUUUGUCAUGUUUGUUUGUUCUUGCAGAGAAAACUGUAAAUACGGGCAUGGUGCUCUUCUUCCAGAGACAAGAAAAAGCUCAAGUCUGCGUUUCCCGUUAAGAAAAUCACUGAAAAUUGACAAGGUAAGUUGUGCGAAGAGACAGCAUUACCUGCGCGUUAGAGGCAUAAAAAGUAUGGGGUGCGAAAUAGGCACACAUUUCCCGUGCAACCGUUACAUAGGCUGAAGACAUCCGUAUAGAAAAGGUCUUUUCAUUGGCUCUCUUUUCAAUAGUCUUACUUCAGGUUUUACUUCAGGCAGUCGUUUAUAGUUGUUCAAACUUUCAAAAAAGAUGGAGCAACGAUAUUGUACCAUGAUAAUAAACAGCUCCUGGGGUUACGAUCUGCCGCUCAGUGACUUGUUUUGAAUAGUUUUUCUGCUAGUACAAUUGAACCCCCAUUAAGCGGCCACCCUCAGUUAAGCGGCCUGUAAUCAAAGUCCCGAAAUAAGUGUAGAAAAGAAUGGGAAAUUAAACCUCCUCAUUAAGCGGCCGUGGUCACCUUUGGGCCGUCCCAACGAGAGUUCUCCCAUUGUUGUCACCUCAAUUAAACGGCCAUCAAGCGCUUGAUACACUUAGUUUCGCUUCAUUUCAAGAAUAAGAUGAAGGAAAAUACACUGGGACCAAGACAGAAGGUGACGACCGAUUGUGCACCAGUAAUACUCCUCCGUCGUUCGUUUGUCGCAAAAUUAAUUGAUGUUUCUGCUAAAGAUUCUGCUAAUUUAUGACAAACCUCUAACAAGCGGCCAACCUUUAUUAAGUGACUACUUGCCGGUACCCCGAGGGUUGCCGCUUAAUGUAGGUUCAACUGUAUUCUAGAAUUUUUCUGAAGCAAAUAAUUAACUGCGAAGCUUAUGUCUCUUUUCAGCUCAAGGUCCAUACAAUGGAUCUUAUAGGAAUCCUGGAACAUUUGUUUGACAAACUCAAAGUCGAUCCAACAAAACACAAGGUACAAAAAAACUGCAUCAGAAUCACUUUGCAUUUGUGGGUCACAGCCAGGCACCAGUGCUUCUUGCUAUGGGCCAUUUUCAAGUUGAGCCUGAGACUGGGUGGGAGGUCUCUCGAGUUACACUCUGGGACCGUUUUGGGGAGGCUUCUUUCAUUCGUCAAUUUAGAAACGAGAAGAAAACUGGGCCGAGUUAGCUUUUGCAAAGAAUUAUGGGACUGUUAUUAGGGACAGAGAUAACGGCACGUUUCCAGUAACUAUCCUAGAAACAAUUGUGGGACGCAUUUCGGCUCAAGUUCACUUCACGUUUCUUAAGUAGCGAAACUGGCUUUUUCAAAGUUGCGUAGGAAACUGGGUCCGACUUCGUCACCCAAACAGUCCGAUAGUACUAUUCAACAAUUGCAGCAUCGAUCCUGUUUCAGGCCCGUUAGCUCUAACUGGCCAAUUGGAACAGAAAUGAUAAUGUUUGUUCCAUUGCAGGUGAUAAUGACAUUACCGCAUGGCUCAGGGCCACAGGAAAAGGUAGGCAAACAAGUUUUAGAGGUGGAAACUUCUAAACAGAGGAGAAAAAUUCUAGGGUUUAUCAGUGGCACAUUCUGGAUACCCUGCGGAACAUUUUCAUCCUUUUGUUAGAGAUUCUGACAUUCCCUAGCCUGCGCCUCUGCUCGCCGGGGAGACGCUCACGACACCGAGUUUCUACAAUGUACCAUCCCAUGUUCACGCUAUACAAGACACAGGCGGUCCAAACUCACGUUACGAAAAAAGGGCGUAAAAUAAUUUAGAUGCCACAGGUGACUUUUGUCUUUGGUACCGAUGAUGCUUAACUAGACGCACUAUCACCUGUAAUUUUGUACUGUUCAUAAUGGCCGAUAUUUAUCUUAUGGUUGUAUUUUUUUCUUAUCUGUAACACAGGAGGAGCUUGUGGAGAUAUUGUUGGAUCACUUCCAAGUAGAGGCUUGUUACCUCCAGGAACAGGCUGUGUUGGCCAUGUACUCUUACAGUGCUAUUUCAGGAAUAGUUGGUGAGUUGUACAGUUUUAUGCUGCAUCCUCUUAGACUAUGAGCAGUCGCUCUUUUUUCUUAAUCCAUCGAGCAUAACGCGCAAGAGACGAAAAUGAUCACGUGCGUGGCGCAUGGCACGAGGCGAAGAGAGACUGCUCGUAGUCUAACAUCCUCUUGAGCAGGGUUGUCAAAAAGAUUUUAGGUAGCAGGAGAAUAACAGAAAGUAGCCAGCAUGUGUUUCCCGGCGGGGCCGGUAGGGGAAGACAUAUCACUAUUGAUAUAAACAGUUCAAUCCAGGUUAGUAGCAGCUGUCAAACAUGAUAGCAUCGAUACUGCGUCUGAAUUACCAAGUGAAACUUUGGUGGAAGCAUGCAAAAGUGGAAAGUGAGAGGCAGUAAAAUUAAAUGCAAAUCAGAAAUAAAUUGGUUCGAUCAGGAAUGCGAAACAGGAAACCUGCAGUCCCUUGGGGACAAAAUUUCUCAUAACUUUAAUAAUUAAAAACUGAGACAACUACUGCGAGACAAAAAGAAGAGGUUCAAACAAACUUGUUGACUGAAGAAACGGGAGUCUAUCAGCAAAGCCAUGUCUAAUAUCGAUAUGCAGAAAUCGAAAGGGACCUGGCGACAGAUAGGAAAAAUCUUUAACUUAGGAAAAAGGAAAACACAUCAAACUGAAACAUUGAGUACGGAACAGUUUUAUAAAUACUUUUAGCAACAGAAUGCGACCCCUCUCAAUAAUAUAAUAGAAACGGAGAUGAAUAUUGAAACCCACAGUAACGAAAGAGUAGAAGGCCCAGUUGAUUAUCCAAUAACUGAUGAAGAGUUCAAAGCCGCAAUUAACAAACCGAAUGCAAAAAAAUUUCCAGGUAUCAAUAAUAUAAUUAUUAAAGGAAGCAAUAAGAAUCGGAAAGGAAGCCAUUAAAGGGCAUUAAGUAAAUUUAUUUAUUCCAAUCUUACAUACUGGCAAAUACCCUGCUCUUUAGAGUUUUAGCCUCAUUGUACCUAUUCAUAAGAAGGAUGAUCAAUCCACUAAGAAUGUGUCUCCCAGGUGGGGGAAAACACAUCACUAAGGAUAUGUGUUUCCCAGGUGAGGGAACACAUAUUACUAGGGAUAAGUGUUUCCCAGGUGGGGGAACACAUAUCACUAGGGAUAUGUGUUUCCCAGGUGGGGGAACAAAUAUCACUAGGGAUAAGUGUUUUCCAGGUGGGGAAACACAUAUCACUAGGGAUAAGUGUUUCCCAGGUGGGGGAACACAUAUCACUAGGGAUAUGUGUUUCCCAGGUGGGGGAACACAUAUCACUAGGGAUAAGUGUUUUCCAGGUGGGGAAACACAUAUCACUAGGGAUAAGUGUUUCCCAGGUAGGGGAACAGAUAUCACUAGGGAUAUGUGUAUCCCAGUUAGAUAAGGUGCUUCACGUAUAGUAACAUAUCGAUUACGAUUAAUACAAUUUCUUUUUCUUUUUUCAUUUUUACAACUUUGUUAAUCGUCCAUUUUUUUUGCUUCUUUUUAGCAAUAUGUUUGGCGCCAAAAACCUUAAGGUAGCCGGUGAUAGCGCCGGUUUGCGGCGCAUUUUGACAUCACAUCUCUGUUCUUGAGUGGGAACUCCCCUUAAAAAUAAAGGUGGCAUCUUCGUUUCUCAAAUGGUGUCCAUGAUUUGAUUUGUAGUUUGGUCCUAAACUUCUUUCGUCUCCAGAGCUUUUCAGCUAGAACUUGGGAGGGGCGGAAAAGACCUGGGUAUGAGGUUGACUCUCCUUUGUAGCCACCUAACCCAUCCUGUAUCCUCUCCUUUUGUAAUCAAUCAUGUUUUACACUGAGUUAAAAAAAUAUUGUACUUAUUCUUUUUUUUGUUAUCAUUUUCAGUGGAUAUUGGGGAUCAUAUCGACGUUAUCCCGGUAGUUGAAGGUAAAAAUCGCGUUUUAUGUUUUCCUUAAGCUCACAUCAAGUUACUAAAAUUAUCAAUUUGUUUUUUAUUCAACAAAAAAGAGUAUUAAUGGGAAACCUUUUCCAGAAAUUGGCACCCAAAUUUCUGACAGUUAAGGAGAGUCAAAGCUACUACCUGUAGGAAUUUUUUGGUUUUUUUUUGCUGCACGUGCAAAGUUGCUUUUUUGCUAAUAAGACCUAUUGUUGUUUUUCACCGUUCUCCGGCGUGGCUUUCGCCGCUUAGCAUUACACGAUUCUAUAUUUCGUUUGAACAAACUUUAAUUAUUAUCGAGAGCUUCGUUUUUAGCCCUGGCUAAAUCUAUAUAUUACUAAACCGUAAAAUAUUAUAACUCAAUGCAGGGUGUAUGAUUGAAUCUGGGACUACAAGGCUUCCAUACGGAGGAAAGCAGAUUACAGACAGUUUUACAAGACUACUGACAGAGAAGGGAGUACGGUAAGACACAGCCAAAUAAUAAGUUGUUUUUAAUUUGGCGUCAUAGCAGCUACUUAAAGUAAUUACUUUGGCCAACGAACCAACAGGAGCUGCAAGCAAACACCUCUAUCUACAAUCUUGGACAAAGCUGUUGCGAAAAUUGUAUACAUGGGGAGCAUUUUCUACACAUCGUAACCGUACCGAUUCUCCCCUCCCCCCUUCCCCCUGGAAGCUAGUAUUGGUGGGUCUCCCAAAGAAAGCCGGAUCCCUGAGUGUUUGUAGGAAGCCGUUGAUUUGGAAAUAGUUUUGUCGCUUUAGGUAGUGCGCAUUGACGAAAAAAAUUUCUCAAGUAUUUUUGUCCCGGAUUGUGGCGUGUAGUUCGAGUACACGCAAGGAAGCAGAGUCUUGUUCUGGCUUGUUGCUUGGAAAGUGGCGCCAAUUUUCGCCAAUCGUCAGUUCAGUUGCGAAAUCUUCGCGCGUUUUUCAAAGGAUGUUUUUACCCUGACUUUGAGAGGUAUCUUUUUUGCGUAGUCGUGAUUGCCUCGGAGAUGGCCUGAAAGCGGUUAAGCACGUAAAGAAAAGCUUCCGGCAUCCACUCUAGAUGCGUUCUUCUGAUAAUUUUCCUUUUCUUUUUUCGAUGUUAGGUUUUUUUCAGAAGUGGAAUCCUACAUCUCUAGAGCCAUCAAAGAAAAGGUAUUAAAGCCUCCACAACCUUGCGAAAACUAACGAAUACGACCCUCCUUUCUUUACAAACCACGCCUGCAGGUCUCAUUUGGUGAGAGUUCUUGACACAUAUUUUCUCUUUCUUAAUGUCUUACCCACUCUUGGUUUUCAGGUAUCGUUUGUCGCGAGACAAGUAGAUCAAGAAGAAGAAGAAGUAGAUUGUUCAAUGGUCGUGGAUUUGGGAAAGUACUCUAUUCCUGGCGGAACGAGGUAUCUUUUUACACUUGGCUUAACUGGUGUAGUUUGGAACUGUGUAUCGCUGAUAGUUUUGCGUUACCCUUGCCUAAGAAUUCUCUAUGCUUUUCCGCUGGCUAGAAAUCGCUGGUAAACCAACCAUUCUAGUUGAUAUAAAUGUAAAAGGACAUUCGCUUGAAGGUUGAAUGUGUUAGUGAACCAAAAUUUGCUCCAAACGUUUUAAAAACGGGCUAAACUUUCUGGAAGAUGUUGCCUAGGUGUUACUUGACUAAUCUGUGUUUUGAACAGGGUUCUUACAGAGUCCUUAAUUCUUGAAAAAGUCUCCAAAUUUUCAGACCAGUUUUCCAGGCCUGGAAAAAGUUUCAAACGUAAAGAUGAAGUCUAUAAAAGCGGGGGGAAAAUUGGCUUUUUAAAAAAAGACUGCACUGAUUGGUUUAAAAAAAUUUUAACCAAUCAGAAGUCUUUUAAAGCUGGUGUCCUUAUCAGUCUAAACGCUUUGUCACAUUAUUUCUUCUCCUUUUUCAAGGGAAGUGACCGUAGACUCUGCAAGACACCGCUGUACCGAAGGACUGUUUAAACCGUCCGUCUGGGGUAAAGAUAAUCCGGGAAUUCAUGAGUUGACAGUCAAAGCCAUCAUGGCCUGCAGUAUUGACAUGCGCAAACAAAUGUGUCGAAAUAUCUACCUGAGUGGGGGAGGGUCCAUGUCUCCAGGUUUGUUUUCGAAAGUUUAUCAUAACUAGAAGCGCGUUUGCGGGUGACAUAAAUGAAAUCCCAACCAAGAAUUAUCAACCCCUCUGACGUUUUAGUUGCGUUAUAAAUUGGAGCAGCAUUUCUUCGUUUUGUGAUAGAGCACGUGUCUGUUUUUUGCGUCAUGAAACAUUGAAAUGUAAACCGGAGUUGUUUCACUCAAGGAAUUUUUGAAUACCUUACUUCACAGUCAGAGCAGAUGAUGAAAACCCAUUACCCCGGUAGUACUGUGUCUACAGUACUGUCAUCUGCAUUUAUUACGAGUGACAGCGCGUUAGAUUUUAGGUUUGUUUUUAAGGUUUUUCUUCUCAUAAAAUUCGUUAACUCCGCCUUAGGCUAUUACUCCAUUUCUACUCAGUGCUCGUAGAACUUCACUACCUGAAAACUUUUAGGUGUCAAUAGAGAGGAGAAGUCGUUACGUCACGUUGCCAUGGUAGCAAACCUUCUGGAUCGCAACAAACCGUGGUCCUGCAAAUAUGGCAGAAAAAAAACGAACAAAUUGACAUGACGUGUAUUACUUAUACUCAGGAACAAACGGGUAGCCCAUACAAUUCUUCCAUCGUUCGACAAUGCAAUUAACCGUCUCUGUCAAGAAAGAUUGUUAAAAUCCAGACCAUGGUACCAUGGUAACGUGACGUCACACUUCUCCUCUAUACUAUCAGAACUUUGCUGAGAAACUACUUGCUAUCAUCAGAGAACGAAAUGAUUGCACCGUGUGCAUGUUUUGUUAUCUGUUUUUGACUCCUGAAUUGUUUUCGCUUGAUUAUCGUUAUUAUUAUUUUGUCAUUUUAAGGUCUCGCUGAACGGCUCCAAGCGGAAGUAAGCCAGCUUACGCCUUUCAACUCACACGUGCAGGUAAGAAAUAACAAGAAACGUGAAAAGAACAGUAACGAUAAGAUAUAUGAUGAUCUUUGAUUCAGAGUUAAAAGUUGAUUGCACUGUAGUGCUGAAAAUUGUACUUCAUCCGUCUUGUUUUGACAUCCGCCUAGAAUGCGCAAAGGGGACGUAUGAAGAAUGAGACGCCUCACAUCUCCCCAAAUCCACCCUUUAACCCUUUAAACCGUAAGAUCAAAAUUGAGAUUCUCAUUUACUGUCCCUAUACUUGUUCAAUAGAAGUAGUGGGGAGAAUUUGUUGAAGUAUCAAUUAGACUCAUCUUCCCUGAUCAUAUACUCAAUUCUCAUGACCACUCUGUUUUCUAAAGCAUUGAUAUUAUAAGGAGAAAUUUGAUGCUGAUCACUCUUAGGGCUUAAAGGGUUAAUGCUAGGUCAUAAUAGGGAGCUUAAGCAGCGACGUUUUUGAGCGACGCACGUCAACCGGAAGUGAGGUAUUUUCCCUCUUAACAUGCCUUGAUGAUAUAAAAUUUGUAUUCCUUAGCUUCUUUACUGUUAUAGAGGCGAUUUGACUGAAAAUGUGCGCAAAACCACCGUCAAAAAAUGAAAAAAGGCCACUUCCGGUUGACGUGCGUCGCUCAAAAACGUUGUUGCUUAAGCUCCCUAAUAGUUUUCACUUGCGACGCAAACACAAGCAUAAGUGUCUCGCGUCAAGUGAAUUGAAACGAGCACAAACACCUGAAAAGGAAAUAUCGUGAUUUAAGUGCGCUUGAGCCGUUUUUACGAUGAAGUAAGGACUCUGAUGUUUUUGCCAGUGCCCUGUCUUGUAGAAAUCUCUCUCUCCCCACCGCGUAUCGCCUUUUCUCGCGUGGGGUGAUUUUCACGCGCGCUCGCGUUUCGCUCACUCAGGAAAAAUGGGGGACUACUCGUAGACUACCUGUCUUGUGUUUCAGUCGCCAGUGGAUAGCGUUAUCCACUCGAUAAUCCACGAUCCAGCGGAUACGUGUUAGGGAAACAAACUGCGUCAUCUUAUGGAUAGAAACUUAUCCAGUGGGUAGCGUCGAUUUUUCUCCUGUUGAACAACUGAGGCCAUGAUAUUAACUCUUGCUAUCGCUUUCGCUGUUUUUUAUUUGUCGCUUGGUUGAGAAAAAAACAUUUUUCUUUUUAUUCUACGGGUCGCAAAACGCAAACGCGCAUGCGCAAAUCUUUCACAGCAACAUUUCUUCACCUGCUUAACGGUCUGUUUUUCGUUACCUUGGAAACCAGGUUCACGCAGGAGUUGAACGUCAGUACGCUGCGUACAUUGGAGCCUCAGUGGUUGCCAAGCUCCCUCUGUUCACGGAACUGUGCGUGUUUAAAGAGGACUGGGAUGAAAUUGGUCCAGACGCUCUUGAAAAAUGGCUAACGUUAUAACUGGCUGUUGUUUCCUUGCGUAAACGAAUGUAGAGACAUAUCAUAACAACGUAACACUGCUACUCGUGAGAUCAAAAUUGAAGACAGAUAAGCCCUUUAUGAAAGACAGAAACAAUGGACUUUUUCAGCGAAGGUGA
This is a messenger RNA of Porites lobata, 16848 nucleotides long. NCBI's taxonomy places the organism in Eukaryota, Metazoa, Cnidaria, Anthozoa, Scleractinia, Poritidae. The record is from the annotation of a GenBank genome assembly.